Camponotus floridanus (Florida carpenter ant) is the source of this 2940-nucleotide messenger RNA. RefSeq names its product pyruvate dehydrogenase phosphatase regulatory subunit, mitochondrial. Lineage: Eukaryota; Metazoa; Arthropoda; Insecta; Hymenoptera; Formicidae. Gene Ontology annotation, cellular component: mitochondrion; cytoplasm; mitochondrial matrix. The record is from RefSeq and is a predicted model, not a curated record. The transcript is spliced from 14 exons. The coding region runs from base 211 to 2901 and encodes 896 amino acids. Gene Ontology annotation, molecular function: protein binding; oxidoreductase activity.
AGAAGGGUGAAUGUCAGCGCCACGCGAAUGCUACAUCUGACAGCAGCUAUAACCUUAUUUUAUGAUUGUUGUGAUUAAAAACUUCAAACAUUCAAUAGAAUGUAUAUUACGCAGAAAUUGUGCAAACGCAUUUAUCGUAUUCUUUUGUAGUUCGAGAAGACUGAUAAAAUAUUAGGAACACGCAAAUUUUUCAUCACUUAAUGAAUAAAAAUGUGGAAACAAUCCAAAUUAUUAUACAAUAGAUGUGCGUCGCAGAAGAGCAAAGUUUUAUCUCGUAAUCAUAAAACGGCAGAAGUAAUCACAAAACUCACUAAUGCAACAUCGGAAAACCCCGAGCAUGUACUUCCUAAAGAAGCGCGAGUUGUCAUAUGUGGAGGUGGAGUUAUGGGUGGUGCUGUGGCGUAUUACUUGUCUCUUUUAGGAUGGGGACCAGAGACUGUUUUGAUAGAAAAUGGCAGACUAGGAGGUGGAACAACAUGGCAUACGUCAGGAUUAGUAGGGGCCUUCAAGCCUAGUCUAGCACAAGUGAAACUUGCUCAAGACAGUAUUGCUUUAUAUAAGGAAUUGGAAAAUAAAGGUCUCCCAACAGGCUGGAAGCAAUGUGGCAGUCUUUCUUUGGCACGAACGAGAGAUCGUAUGAUCUCAUUCAGGAGAAUGAAAGCACAAUCUGUGUCACGCAAUAUCGAAUGUCACUUAGUUACGCCAGAAGAAAUUCAGAAUCUAUGUCCAUUAUUACAAGUUGAUGAUCUAGUUGGAGGAUUAUGGAUUCCGAAUGAUGGUGUCGGUGAUCCAUAUCAGAUUUGUUUGACAUUGAUUCAAGAAGCACAGCAAGGAGGUGUUACAGUAUUUGAGAAUUGUGCAGUCACAAAAGUUAUUAAUCAGAGUAACCAGGUAAAAGCAGUGGAGACAACACAUGGUGUCAUUGCAUGCCAACAUUUUGUAAAUUGUGCUGGUUUUUGGGCACGGAAUGUGGGUAAACUAAGUGAGCCAUAUGUAAAGGUACCACUUCAUCCAGUAGAACAUUAUUAUUUACACACUAAACCUAUUACUAAUUUAGAUCCUAUGACACCAGUUAUACGUGACUUGGAUGGAUUUAUCUAUUUUCGGGAGAAUAACGGGCGACUAUUAGGCGGUGGUUUCGAGCCAGUUGCAAAACCAGCAUUCGAGGAUGGCAUGAUUCCUGAAAGCACAGAUAAGCGAUAUCUACCAGAAGAUUGGGACCACUUUCACAUUUUGCUAGAACAGAUGUUACAUCGAAUUCCUAGUUUGGGAAAUGCUGUUUUGGAGAAACUUUGCAAUGGGCCCGAAGCAUUUUCCCCGGAUUGCAGGUGGAUCGUAGGAGAGGCUCCGGAAAUACGUAAUUAUUACAUCGCUGCCGGAAUGAAAACGGUCGGAAUAUCCGCUGCUGGCGGAGUCGGCCGUGCUACGGCGGAACUGAUAAUCAACGGAUCGACUUCGCUAGACAUGUAUGAAUUGGACGUCUCGCGUUUCCUCGGACUACACAACAAUCGUAAAUUUUUACGCGAUCGAGUGCGAGAGGUGCCCGGGAUGCAUUACGCGUUGCAAUAUCCGCAUCAAGAGUUCAAAAGCGGGAGAAACCUGAGAAUGUCGCCGAUUUAUCCGAAGCUCAGAGACGCGGGUGCAGUUUUCGGUCAGGUCAUGGGAUACGAAAGACCGUCCUGGUUCCAAUUGGACGAUGACUGUGACCUGGAGUUUCCCGAUGGUUUUCAAAGAUACAAAAUAGCUUACACGAAUACCUUCGGCAAGCCUCCUUGGUUCGACGCGGUUGCGCGAGAAUACGCCGCUUGUAGAGAAGCGAUCGGUCUGAGUGAUUAUUCCUCCUUUACGAAGAUCGAUUUGUGGUCGAACGACAUGGAAGUCGUGGAUCUAUUGCAAUACUUGUGCUCGAACGACGUUGAUGUGCCUGUAGGAAGUAUUAUUCAUACCGGUAUGCAAAAUCAUCAGGGCGGUUAUGAAAAUGAUUGUAGUUUAGCUCGAAUCGCACCAAAUCAUUAUAUGAUGAUCGCCCCGACUAUUCAACAAACACGUUGCAAAAACUGGAUCCAACGGCAUUUGCCGGCAGACGGUUCUGUUGCCGUGUCUGACGUUACAUCCGCAUACACUGCAAUUUGCAUAAUGGGACCGGCUACCAGGCAACUGUUAACCGAAUUAACAGAUGUGGAUUUAAAUCCAAAAAACUUUCCGUUCUUCACGUUUAAGGAAUUGGACGUUGGACUUGCCAAUGGCAUCCGUACGAUGAAUCUAACGCAUACCGGAGAACUUGGCUAUGUUCUCUAUAUUCCAAACGAAUUUGCCCUGCACGUUUAUACGAGGUUAAUAGAGGCCGGAGCGAAGUACGGAUUGAAGCACGCUGGUUAUUACGCGACGAGGGCUUUACGCGUCGAAAAGUUUUAUGCAUUUUGGGGACAAGACUUGGAUACCUUUACUACUCCUUUGGAAUGCGGAAGAUCGUGGAGAGUGAAAUUUGAUAAGGGAGUCGAUUUCAUCGGCAGAGACGCUCUUUUGAGACAGCGCGAAGAAGGAGUUCAGCGGAAAUAUGUGCAAUUAUUAUUGAACGAUCACGAUCCCGAAGUUGAUACUUGGAGCUGGGGGGGCGAGCCUAUUUAUCGAAACGGAAAAUAUUGUGGGUUAACAACAACCACGGGUUACGGAUUCACCUUUAAAAAACAAGUAUGUCUUGGAUUUGUGCAAAAUUUGGACUCGAAAGGUCAGCCGCAAGAAGUGACGAACGAAUACGUGUUAUCGGGCGAUUACGAGGUGGACGUCGCGGGCAUCAUGUAUCCCGCAAAGUGUCACUUGCACAGUCCAAAUCUACCGACCAAGUUUCCCGAUAAAGAAAGAGACGCUUAUCAUGCUACGCGCGAUCAGCAUUCUUUGUGAUCCGAACGAUAAACAUGUCUCAAAUAUAUGUACAAACGA